AUGUCUCCCCCUAGUGGUGAGUCGUCUGGCAGCGUGGAAAUUGCGAUGGCUGAAGCAUGCUCAACAAGCGUGAGGCAGGAGAUAUUGAAUGCAGAAGAGGUGUUAGAUCGACUAGAUGAGUCUGACAUUGACCUUUCUGGAUCCGAAGAUGAUAUGGAAGAAGAAUACGAUUCAAAUUCCUACAGUAUCAAUAACAGACUGGUAGUUUCGACCAGCAAUGAAGACGUGGAAGAAAGUGAGGAGCCAGCUGAUGCUGUAAACAGUAGUAAGCAACAGGAGAAAAAGUUCAAAAUAAAGUGGCAUUCGCCAGAUAGAAAUCCAUUUCAGCCUCGAUUUCUGACCUGGCAAGAAAGGCCAAUUGCUGCUGAUCCUCUAGAUACACCUGCAAAAUAUUUUUUCAACUACUUCCAACCAGAACUAUUUCAACUUUUUGCGGAUCAAACAAAUAUUUAUCACUUGCAAGCAAAGGGCAGAAUUCUUGGUACCAAUUCAGUCGAAAUAUGUCGCUUUUUUGGGGCGUCGAUUGUGAUGGCUAACUUGGGUUUCCCACGACUUCGGAUGUAUUGGCAAAAAGUGAAUCGUGUUGACAAAAUUGCUGAAUCCAUGCCCGUUAAUAGAUACUUCCUGCUUCGUAAUAGCUUACACGUGAAUGCGGCUAGACAACCUCCUACUGGAGAAAAUUGUAAACCCAAUCCUGUUGGUCUCAAGAAUUUUGUUAUUUGUGGUAAAUCUGGGCGAGCAGUCGAUUUUGAAAUUUAUCAAGGUGCCGGCACAGGAAUUCCGGAUGAAACUAAGCAUCUUGGUCUUGGUGCAUCUGUGGUUCUACGCUUGGUGGAUACCAUACCAAAACAAAAGAACUACAAAAUUUGUUUUGACAAUUAUUUUACCGGAAUUCCACUGAUAAGAGAAUUAAAAUCAAGAGGCAUUCAUUCACUUGGAGUUGUUAAAAGCAAUCGACUGAUGGGGUGUGAACUAAAAUCUGAAAAAGACCUCAAGAAGAAAGGAAGAGGUGCAAUCGAUUACAAGGUAUCAGACAAAGGUGAUAUUUGUGUAGUCCGUUGGAUGGAUAAUGGCGCUGUAACACUUGCUUCAAGCUUCGCUGGCGUUGACGAAAAGGAUCAGGUGCGACGGUGGAGAGCCAGCACAAAAGAACACAUCAUGGUAGAAAGGCCAAAAUGUGUUCAGGUGUACAACGAUAAUAUGGGUGGAGUCGAUAAACUAGAUUUCCUCAUUUCGCUGUACAGGACCAAAGCUUAA
Molecule: messenger RNA, 1257 nt
Organism: Styela clava
Lineage: Eukaryota; Metazoa; Chordata; Ascidiacea; Stolidobranchia; Styelidae
Source: RefSeq, a predicted model, not a curated record